Molecule: messenger RNA, 660 nt
Organism: Capsicum annuum
Lineage: Eukaryota; Viridiplantae; Streptophyta; Magnoliopsida; Solanales; Solanaceae
Exons: 1
Coding region: 168-431 (87 amino acids)
Source: RefSeq, a predicted model, not a curated record
CCAGGAAAAUUUAGGCUAUUCAGAGGGUUCAAAUAUUUGCACAGUUUUAUUUUUUUUAGGGGAAAACGAAGAAUUGAUUUUUGUAACCCGGUUUCGGGUAUCCGUAGUGGAGCCCGAAUAAAUUUGAAUUCGCGCCGGAAAGUGAAGAGGAGAUCAUUAUUAUUAUUAUGUGUCCUUUAAGAUUCGUAUUGGUGUUUUUUUCAGCAAUAUUGGCUGGUUAUUUUGCUUGGAAAACCGUUCGUUCUUUCCCGGAUGAUCAGGAGAAUGAGGAUUCUGUGCACAAAUCCAAAGAAGAGAAACGAGAAUUCAAUUCCGCUAAGGUGAAUUUUACUCAUAUGAUUUCAAAUGGAUUUUGGGUAUUUGUGGAUAUGGCUAGUGGCAAAUAUUUAUGGAGGAAUCUCAAGUCACUGCACAAUGAAAAGAGCUAUUAGAACGACAAUGAGGUGAAAGUUCAGGUAGCCAAUCAACUGAGCUAAUAAGAUUUCAUCGACAACGGGGAAUUUAAUGGUGUUGCUAUGGAUGAAUUGUAAUAUUAAAAUUUCUUCUAUUUUUAAGUUGUAUAUUAAUGUCUAUUUUGUAAUUUCUCUAUGUAAUUUGUAAAAGUGUGUGUUUGAGAUUUGAGAAUAUUGCUUCAGUUUAAAAGAAGAAAGCGAUCCCUAA